GUGAAAUUUGGCUUAACCUUUAACCCCAGUUUGGCACCUUGGGGAACAUAUGGAGAAGGACAGUAUGGAGUCUCUCUCUUUCUCUCUCUUGAGAUUUGAGUAUAUAGUUUUUUCAAGUUCAAAUUGAUCUCUAUUUAAAAAGAGGCGUAGCCCACUGCUUUCUCCCAUGCACUUGUCGUCAUCACCUCCAACACUACUCCUUGUGUGUUUUCUCGCAUUUCCUAUUUCUUCUUAUCCCCCCUCUCUCUCUCCACCUUCAUUUGCACACAUUCACAACCAAUUCAUCAGUAAUUAGGGUUCAUAUAUAUACAGAAAUAAUGUCGAGCAGAAGAUCUCGUUCGAGACAGCCGGGAGGGUCGAGAAUCAGCGACGAGCAGAUGGUGGAUCUCGUCUCCAGACUGCAGCAGCUCAUCCCUGAGAUCCGCAACAGACGCUCCGACAAGGUUUGCGCUUCCAAGGUGCUGCAGGAGACGUGCAACUACAUAAGGAGCUUGCACAGGGAGGUGGACGAUCUCAGCGAUCGAUUGUCGGAGCUGCUGGAUUCCACGGACAGCGACAGCGCUCAAGCCGCCAUCAUUAGGAGCUUGUUAAUGUGAAUCUCAUCCAUUUAUUACUUCCUGUCUAGGGUUUUCCCAUCUUGCAUUGGGUGCUACUGCUACCCUAUCAUGCUGCAUAUUUAUAUAUAUAGUAUUAUAAAAGAUUACCACUCCUUUCCACUUCCAAGCUUAUGGGUACAGUGUAUUAGUGGAGAGUUUCAGUUUUAUUCAUUUUUUGCCGGCUAUAAUAUUACACUAGGCUUUUCAUUUCA
Messenger RNA from Salvia miltiorrhiza (redroot sage), 808 nucleotides. RefSeq names its product transcription factor PRE6-like. The record is from RefSeq and is a predicted model, not a curated record. Gene Ontology annotation, biological process: regulation of DNA-templated transcription; regulation of growth. Lineage: Eukaryota; Viridiplantae; Streptophyta; Magnoliopsida; Lamiales; Lamiaceae. Gene Ontology annotation, molecular function: protein dimerization activity. The coding region runs from base 318 to 596 and encodes 92 amino acids. The transcript has 2 exons.